GUCACUAUGAAUCUGGGGGAACUAGUACGGCCGAUCAAUGAAGAAUAGGAGAACGUCCUGAAUACGGAAAUUAGCUGUGGCAGUGUCCGUCGCGUAGUUUGUUGAUUGAGCGCGCUGAUUAUCUCAUCAUGUGACUACGCGUUGUUUGUCAGACGCGUUCCAGUUUAAAAGGGGCGCUGCAGAAUUCAGGUUCUCGAGAUCACCCCCUUCAAGUUCAACGCCCCAGCUUCAUCAAGACUUUACCCAGAUAUCCCUUGCUAUGUCUGCUGAAACUCCCGUAUCUGCUUCCAAACCUGCUUCAGCCGCCAAGCCUGCUUCAAAGCCUGCCUCCAAAGUCAGGGCCACCAAGGCUGUUACUACCAAGAAAGCCACAGCAACCAAGAAGGCCACCACGACCAAGAAGACCGUUACCAAAGCAAAGACUACUACCACUGCUACCCGACCCUCGUGGAAGGAUAUCAUUACCGCAUGCAUCACUGACCACAAGGAGGAAGCGCGCCAGGGAGUUUCUCGUAGCACCAUUAAGAAGUACGCCGAGGACCGAUACAAUAUCGAAGUCGUAGGGGUCAACUUGUUCCAACUCAAGAAGGCUAUCAGUACUGGAGCCGAUAACGGCGUCUUUGUCUUGCCCAAGGGACUCUCUGGCAAGGUGAAGCUCCCGUCCAAGAAGGCAUCCACAGCUACCAAGGAGAACGCUAAGCCCAAGACCGCGAUCAAAGCCACCACGGUCAAGAAGCCUGCUGCGAAAUCAGCAACGAAGGCUGUCACGAAAGCUCCUGCUAAGGCAACUACCAAGACUGCGACCAAGGCCACUGCUAAGACCACAACCAAGAAAGCGGAACCCAAGAAGGUGCUUGCCGGUAAGCCCAAGAUUGCCUCAGCGGCCAAAAAGACCGCCACCACAUCCAAAAGGGGUGCAGCGAAGAAGACAAUAACUGGAACAAAGGUUACAGCGAAGAAACCCACGGCAGCGAGGAAGACCGCAGGUGCGACGAAAAAGACUGGUGCCGCCUCCAAGGUUCGAUCAAAGCCGACUUCUAGGGCUAAGGCUUCGGCUUGAGAAGGAAGUGUGGGAGGAGAUGGGUACUUUUGACGACAUUUUAUUUUUAUUAUUGUAGUUUUAGUAUGUUAUUGUCGUCAUGCUUGAUGUUAUUCCGGAUAUCUAUAUAUGGAAACGCCCAGAAUGAGAUAAGGACCCCGAAACCCAAAGUGACAGGGGACCCGACAGGGUGGCAACAGGGAGUGAUGGAUGACCUAAUAUAGAAGGGCACGCUAGCGGGUGACAUGGA
Molecule: messenger RNA, 1289 nt
Organism: Desarmillaria tabescens
Lineage: Eukaryota; Fungi; Basidiomycota; Agaricomycetes; Agaricales; Physalacriaceae
Product: histon H1
Exons: 7
Coding region: 260-1060 (266 amino acids)
Biological process (GO): nucleosome assembly
Cellular component (GO): nucleosome
Molecular function (GO): DNA binding
Source: RefSeq, a predicted model, not a curated record